Messenger RNA from Salvelinus sp. IW2-2015, 4026 nucleotides. RefSeq names its product atrial natriuretic peptide receptor 1-like. The record is from RefSeq and is a predicted model, not a curated record. Gene Ontology annotation, cellular component: plasma membrane. Gene Ontology annotation, biological process: receptor guanylyl cyclase signaling pathway; cGMP biosynthetic process; protein phosphorylation. NCBI's taxonomy places the organism in Eukaryota, Metazoa, Chordata, Actinopteri, Salmoniformes, Salmonidae. Gene Ontology annotation, molecular function: protein kinase activity; peptide hormone binding; adenylate cyclase activity.
CACACUGCAGCGCAUACAGACUGGUUACCCUUGUGCACGGAGCUCCCCAGCGCUUAUUCAUCAGAGCGAGAGAUCCUUGUAUUUUGCUGUAUGACUGAGUUGAGCUGAAUGUUGGCGAUGUGCGCAGAGAGGAAACCACCGCACGCAACGCUAAGAAUGACACUUCGGUUUAUCGGUCGGCUUCGAGAACUUUGGAUGUUUAGCUGCUAUUUCAACUUUUAGCAUUAAUGGAAUCAACAAGAGACGAGUAAAAUCGCUGCCUUCACAGCACCAGCAAAACAUGUGUUGGAAUUUAGGCUAAGAAGCAGCGGCUACAGAUUGAAAUAAUUAGCCGUUUUUUUUUCAUUCUUCAAAACAACAACAGUGAUAUACAUUAGGCAAUAAUUCAGUUGCCUACUUCAGAAAUUCACAUAACUUUUGUGUUAUUUGUGAUCCAAAAUACCAGCCAGAGCUUAGAGAAUUUUCCUAUAGGCCUAGUGUUGCCAAUUUAGCUUAGCCUAUAGCCUAGUUGGUAGACACUCCUGGCAUACCUAGAGAGCUCUUUUUUAAAUAAACGGUUUUCUGCGUUUAAAAAAAGUAGGCAAUUCAAGAAAACAACAGUUCAAAUCUACUGUUCAAACUAAAUUGAAGGAACGAGUCAGGAGAUCAAGGAUUUGCACUCUAGUAGGAGUGGUGCGAAACAAAAUGUUCCUCGCGCGAAGCGCAAUGUCUUUACAGCCUCGCAUCUUCCAUUGAUAGGACAGCCGGGAGACAAUCAACCAAGAACAUCUGUGCCACUUGUGGAAGAGAUACAAAAAAUGGCGAGAAAUAAACAUCGACAUUAAGCCCCCCUGUGGUUGAUGGUGAUGCCUGAGUCCAACCCAGCAAUGCAGAAGACGAGAACCUGGUGGUGGCAGGGACAACUGGGGGUUUCUCUGCUGUUUCUGGUUUUCCCGCUCCUCAGGACCGAACCGCUCCAACUCGAGCUGUCUUUCAAUGGACUUUCGGAACCCCAGAAUGUGACACUGGCUGCUAUUCUGCCUUUGAGCAACACUGAAUACCCGUGGGCCUGGCCUCGCGUGGGGCCCGCUCUGAUGAGGGCUCUGGAGCGAGUCAAUGACGACCCCACCCUGCUACCGGGCCACCGCCUUCGAAUAGUCUACGACAGUAGCGAAAACAAGGAUGGCGUCUGCUCCGACUCAGUGGCGCCAUUGGUGGCCGUGGACUUUAAGUUCUCCUACGACCCAUGGGCCUUCAUCGGCCCUGGCUGCGACUACGCUUCGUCUCCCGUGGGCCGCUUCACUACCCACUGGGACGUUCCCAUGGUGACGGCCGGGGCAGCGGCCAUCGGCUUCCACUUGUACACAUCCAUCACCAACACGGGCCCCACGCACAAGAAGUUGGGCGAGUUUGGGGUGCGCCUGCAUCGGCAUUUUGGCUGGCACAGACACGCCAUGCUCAUGUUCAGCGACAACAAGAACGACGACCGGCCGUACUACUUUACGGCCGAGGGGUUGUACACGCAGCUACAGCUGGACAACAUCACCACAGCAGACAAGGUCUUCAAUGAGCAGAAUGGACCGGUCCAGUAUGAUGACCUCAUCAGUGUCAUCAGCCAGAGUGCCCGAGUGGUGUACAUGUGCUGCUCACGGGACACUUUCCGGAUGCUGAUGGUACAGUUUUGGAGGGAGGGCUUGCCCCCGGAGGACUAUGCUUUCUUCUUCAUCGACCUGUUCGGCCACAGCCUGAGGAAGCGUCCCGCUAGGCCCUGGUACAGAGGAGACGCAGACGACCACGCCGCUAAGAAGGCCUUCAGGAGUGUGAAGAUCCUGACCUACAAAGAGCCACAGAACCCAGAGUACCUGGAGUUUGUGUCCAACCUGAAGACGGACGCAUUGAACAUGUUCAACUUCACCGUAGAAGACUCACUGACGAACCUGAUAGCAGGAGGCUUCUAUGACGGGGUAAUGCUUUACUCUCAGGCCCUGAACGAGACCAUGGCCGAGGGAGGGGGCCGGCCGCGAGGGGACAUCGUCACCAAGAGGAUGUGGAACCGCACGUACCACGGUGUUACUGGCUUGGUUCAAAUUGAUGGAGAAGGCGAUCGGGAGAUUGACUUUGCCUUGUGGGACAUGACUGAUCUUGACUCUGGGGUCUUUCAGAUCGUAUCCGUCUACAACAGCACCCUGAAGGAGUUGGUUCCAGUGCCGGGCAUGAAGGUCCAGUGGCCGGGGGGCGCCCCGCCCCAAGACAUCCCCGACUGUGGCUUCAAGAAUGACAAGCCCGCUUGCUUAGCACGGACUGUCACUAUGCACCAGAUGGUGGCCAUCGUUGUGUGCUUCAUCUUCAUCAUCAUCGUCACCGUCACCGUCUUCAUCUACAGAGAGGCUCCAACUAUGGCCUCCCUCCUGACCAUGGAGCGAAACUUCCAGAUCUACGCCAAGACUGGCUACUACAAGGGAAACAUUGCGGCCAUUAAGUACGUCACUAACAAGAAGCGCAUCGAGCUCACCAGGAUGGUGCUCUUUGAGCUUAAACAUAUGCGGGAUGUUCAAAACGAGCACCUGACUCGCUUUAUCGGAGCCUGUAUUGAUCCUCCCAACAUCUGUAUCAUCACAGAGUACUGUCCCCGGGGCAGCCUGCAGGAUCUUAUGGAGAGCGAGACCAUCACCUUGGACUGGAUGUUCAGAUACUCUCUCAUCAACGACAUUGUUAAGGGGAUGGCCUUCCUUCACAACAGCGUCAUCGUCUCCCAUGGUAACCUGAAGUCCUCUAACUGUGUGGUGGACAGUCGCUUUGUUCUGAAGAUUACUGACUACGGGCUGGCCAGCUUCCGCGAAAAGUCCAAUAUGGAGGACACACACGCCUACUAUGCCCGAAAAUUGUGGGCAGCUCCAGAGCUGCUGAGGGCAGAGUGUCCCCCACCAUGUGGCACUCAGAAAGGGGACAUCUACAGCUUCGGCAUCAUCCUGCAGGAGCUGGCCCUGCUCCGAGGGGUCUUCCACAUCGAGGGGGACACCUUCAGCCCCAAAGAGAUCGUAGAGCGCGUGGCCCUGGGCGAGUGGCCCUACCUGCGACCCUCCCUCUGCCCCCAGAGCCACAGUGAAGAGGUGGGCCAGCUCAUGCAGCGCUGCUGGAGCGAGGACGUGAACGAGAGGCCCGAGUUCCACCACAUCAAGCUGCUGCUGCGCAAACACAACAGGGGUUAUGGGUCUAAUAUCCUGGACAACCUGUUGUCUCGUAUGGAGCAGUACGCCAAUAACCUGGAAGAACUGGUGGAGGAAAGAACACAGGCUUACCAUGAAGAGAAACGCAAGGCCGAGGCACUGCUCUACCAGAUACUUCCACACUCUGUAGCGGAGCAGUUGAAGAGAGGGGAGACGGUGCAGGCUGAGGCCUUUGACUCAGUCACCAUCUACUUCAGUGACAUUGUGGGCUUUACCGCUAUCUCAGCAGAGAGCACGCCCAUGCAGGUGGUGACCCUAUUGAAUGACCUCUACACGUGUUUCGAUGCCAUCAUCGACAACUUCGAUGUUUACAAGGUGGAAACGAUAGGUGAUGCGUACAUGGUGGUGUCUGGGCUGCCGGUGAGGAACGGCAAGCUGCACGGCCGAGAGAUCGCCCGUAUGUCCCUGGCCCUGCUGGAGGCCGUGCACUCCUUCAGGAUCCGCCACCGACCUGCCCAGCAGCUCCGUCUGCGCAGUGGCAUCCACAGUGGCCCUGUAUGUGCUGGCGUUGUAGGACUGAAGAUGCCUCGGUUCUGUUUGUUUGGAGAUACAGUCAACACAGCCUCUCGCAUGGAGUCCAAUGGGGAGGCCCUGAAGAUCCACGUGUCGGAGGCCACACGCGUGGUGCUGGACGACUUCAACUGUUUCCAGCUGGAGCUGAGAGGAGACGUGGAGAUGAAGGGCAAAGGGAGGAUGAAGACCUACUGGCUACUGGGGGAAAGCAUCAACAACAUGGCUUAGUAGAGAGAGAGAGAAUUAGACAUAGACAGUAUUGGAAAGAUGCCGUAGAAAAGAUUGUUUAGGCAAGGGAGGACUGAGG